Numida meleagris (helmeted guineafowl) is the source of this 1465-nucleotide messenger RNA. RefSeq names its product HYLS1, centriolar and ciliogenesis associated (gene HYLS1). The coding region runs from base 297 to 1136 and encodes 279 amino acids. Gene Ontology annotation, cellular component: centriole; non-motile cilium. The transcript is spliced from 4 exons. The record is from RefSeq and is a predicted model, not a curated record. NCBI's taxonomy places the organism in Eukaryota, Metazoa, Chordata, Aves, Galliformes, Numididae. Gene Ontology annotation, biological process: cilium assembly.
CCUUCCCCCCCGCCCUCCAGUUUGAAGGAGAGCGGCGGUUGGGGAGCCGGCAACGGUCGCGGCGCGAGGAAGGGAGCGGCUCAGGUACAGCUCCGGCGCGCCAUGGGAGCAGCAUCCAGGCCUCGUAACAUGUUGUGCAGCACUUGAGUCUUGACAGCGUGGCUGGCCCAGAGCUGCUGCAGAGGUUCCGGAAGUCGUGCGUCCCCACAUACCGUUGGGCGGCAGUGUGCAUGAGGGUCACGUCCAGGUCCGCACAGGGAAAGAAGUAGCGGGGUCCAUCCAGCCCAGCAGAAACCAUGGAGAACAGGCUGGAAGCAGACAGGCAUACAGGUGCUGCUCUGAGUGACGAGGAGCUGGAAGGAGGCAGUGAGAGCCGUGGAGCAGAAGGGGAACCUCUCUGCUGCAGACCCUAUGCUGCGCCCGCAGGGCUGCAGCCAGCCCGACCUCCAUCCACAGGGCUCCCCUGCACAGAGCCCAGUGCCGCACCGUGGAACCCCACGGGCUCUAGGAGGCGGGUGAUGAAGAGGAAGGUGCUGAGGCGGAGACCUGACGGAGGAGUCGAGGUCUGUGACGAAUCAGUCACCAGCCUGCUAGAGACCACUGACACGUGGAACCUGAGACAGAAAAUGCUUCAGCUGAGCACUGGUCCCGAAGACAGCCUCUUCAAGGGGGAAAUCGAGAUGAGCAGCAGUUUUCUCCAAGAGUUCCCCCCAGAGCCUUCCUACCAGCAUCAGGGCACCACGUGUGAUUCGCCCUUCCUUCUCAGGGUUAUCCAGAGCCAGAGUCCUCCCACCUCUCACUGCACAGCCACAGCGGUGCAACCCAAGUCCUUCAUUCCUCCAAGGCUGGAUGUGCUGCGUCAAAACCGCAGCAGAAGCGAUCGGGUGGCCAAAUAUUUUGAGUACAAGCGAGAGUGGGAGCGGUUCCCUGUGCCGGGUGAGCACCAGCACAAGGAUCUGCUCUGGGGCAUUCGGGCAAAGAUGCUCACGCAGCACAACUUCCCCAGCAAGCCGCAGCGCACCUACGUCCCCAACACCUACACAGUGCCCACCGACAAGAAGAGAUCUGCCCUGCGCUGGGGGGUGCGCUGGGACCUGGCCAACGGCCUCAUCCCCAAGAGGAACACUCCGCUCUGAGGUCAUCCUGGAUGUUCUCCUCUUCCAUCCAGACCCUCAGCAACUCUGAAAAUCAAGUGUGUCGGUGGUAGUGUAACACCUCACCCAGCUCCCCAGGUUACUGGAUUUUGGACAUCCUUACUUCACUACUACACUGUGCAAAGCUUCACUCUGAGUCAUCGUUAGGAAGCCGAGGAAGCAGACAGGGAAAAGCCACUCAAACUCCAUAACGAAGUGAGAGUUGUGAUUUUUACGCUGAAAUGCUGCUGCUCCCCGGACGGGGGGCUGUGGGAGCUGUUUGAUUUAAGGCAACUUGGCAACGUACUUAAUAAAGCGUAUGAGAAAGCUCA